AUUCUACGACGAGAACAAACAAAAGAAGUGCAAAAAAGAAAACAAAAUCCCAAACCCUUUCUAUUUCUGUACACUAAAACCAAAAUAAUCCCUUCUCUCAUACAAUUUUGAGGCGAGGAGCACAUGUUUCCAGGUAUCUUCUUAACUCAACCAACUUCAUUACACCAAACAGUAUCACCAUUGUACUGUGGAAGGAGAUAUGGACGUGUUCUUGGUUUUGGUUUAAUAGGGUACCAAUGCCUCGCUGUCUUGCAUGUGAACAAGGCCUUCUGGCUCUCUCUCUGCUACAUGCGAUCAUCUAACGCUAUAAACCCACCACACCCAUCUGCCACUUUUCAUUUUGAUUCAUUCAUUUCACUUCCCCACACACAUUCAACUUGGAGGGUCUGGACAUAACCCAGUUUUUUGUUUUGGGAUUUGAGUUCAAUUUUACACAACUUUGGCGAAAAUCUUGAGAGAUGUAAAUAGAUCAUUGGUUGCUUGUUGAAAUCGUUUGCGGAAAGUUCAUGUUCUCUGUUUUUUUUUGGGUUCCCAUUCUGAUCUGGGCUCUGUUUUCUUCUUGAAUUUGCAUUGCACACAACCUGUUUGAUAAUUUGCCUGAGAGAAAAAAGGGUUGGGGAAUAUGGAUUUGUUGGGUUCUGAGUGCAGUAGUGGGUGUGAGUCUGGUUGGACUUUGUAUUUGGAGCAGUCUUUUCGUUCACAAGGCUGCUUAGAUCACAUUGUUGGCGGAGAGGAAUAUUGGAAAGUUAAAGGUUCUGAAGAAGAGGAAGAGGAAGAGGAUCUUUCCAUGGUUUCGGAUGCAUCUUCUGGGCCUCCACAUUUCAUAGAAGACGAAGCUUGCUCCCAAGAAGCAUCAAAAUCAGCUACAUUGGGGAAGAGAAAGGGCAAAAAACAGAGAAUUCAAGAACAUCAAUGCCAGGGGGAGCCUUCUUCUUCGUUCCUAGACGACACUGCUAGCUCUCCUGCUCUCAACUACACUGCUAAUAAGUUCACCCAUCAAGCCUCAAUGGAAAGCUUCUUGGGCUUCUCUCAAACUAGCCACUUCGAGGAAAGAUCGGCCUGUACAGACCAUUUUGGGUUCCUUCAAGCUUCUCUAUCAGGAAAUAGAUUGCAGAAGAACCAGUGGUUUGAAGGCGAAGAAGGAGGGAUAGGGAUGAGAUGAGAUGAGAUGAGACAAGUGGGUUUAUUUUUGCAUCACUUUCUUCUUAAAAAUGCGUGGGAAAUGGAUCUGCUGAAGAGAUAGGCUUUGUUUCCCUGUUUUUUUUGUUCUUUUCCAUCUUCAUUUCUUUCCCUUUUUGUAACGAUCAAUGCAAUGGGAACCAUUUGUGAAUUGGAAA
Molecule: messenger RNA, 1337 nt
Organism: Cucurbita pepo subsp. pepo (vegetable marrow)
Lineage: Eukaryota; Viridiplantae; Streptophyta; Magnoliopsida; Cucurbitales; Cucurbitaceae
Product: protein SOB FIVE-LIKE 5
Biological process (GO): cytokinin biosynthetic process
Source: RefSeq, a predicted model, not a curated record